AAUUGCCCCAAACUGGCUGCUUUGUCAGCCAUUGGACUGACUCUACAGGACUCAGUCUUUCAGCCUGGGCGAAAAAAAAGCAAUCUGAAUGACAAUCAACAAAAGGAGCUGAGGCCGUUCGUGCGCAUGCACGUUACGGCGGAGGCAGGUCCCGUCCCUCCUGUCCGCUUGGUUCUGCCUGCUCCGUGGGCUGGCAAUGGAGAAAGAGUCAGUUGCUUAUCAAUAUUUUUGAGAGGCAGGGACAGCAGCCUGAGCCGAGGGGAGAAGGCUGCAGGAGUCCUCUUCCCUGUGGAUUGGGAGGUUCUCCUGCCAUGGCCAGUUACCAGGAAGGUGAGCCUCCCUCUCCUGGGGAGAGCUCAGGGGAUGAAAGUCAAGGGGAUGGGGCAAUCAGGAUCCUUGAAAAAAUGAAACAGAAUCAGAGACUUGCAGCCGCGGAGCUGGUCAGCACAGAGGCCAAGUAUAUGCACUAUCUCCAGCUCUGCGCCUCUGACAUCCGGAGCCAGCUACGGGAGCUGCCAGAGGAAGACUUGGACGUGAUAUUCUCAAACAUUAAUGAUAUCGUCAAGGUCAAUAGCCGUUUCCUCAAAGGCCUAGAAGAGGCAAAGUCUGAAGAGGAACAGCUAUUCUUACUUGGUAAUCUGUUCCUUGAAUUCCAAGAGGAGAUGGAGAGCACCUAUAAAGUCUACUGUGCCAGCUAUAAUCAGGCCUUGGCCGUGGUAGAGUCGUAUAAGAAGGUACCCACGAUACAGAAGGCAAUUCAAGAUGUCAUCACUGCAGUGGUACCACAGGCUGGAGCCUCAGGUCUCACUUUCUUGCUGGUGAUGCCUGUGCAGCGAGUGACCAGAUACCCUCUCCUGCUGCAGAAGAUCCUGGAGAACACGCCACCUGAUGACCACGCCUAUGAGGCCUUGCAGAGGGCCACCAGAGCCAUGCAAGAGGUCAAUUCCAACAUCAAUGAGUACAAGAGGUGUAAGGAAAUUGCCACUAAAUACAGCAAGUUGGAGCAUCUGACAGUCAGGGAGAGGUUGGCCCGGAUUAAUACACACUCUAUCUCCAAGAAGACUCUGCGUCUAAGUCAGUUGUUCAAGCAAGAAGCUGGGAUUGUGACUAGGACUGAAGACAGGGAGUUUGAUGACUUGGAAGAGAAGUUCCACUGGGUGGCGUUGUGUGUGAAUGAACUGAAGAGCAACGUGGCCUCAUACCUGGAGAAUUUGGAGACUUUCCUCAGGAUCAAACCACAUGAAUGUGAUCUGGAGAUGGAAGGCGGAGCUGUGCAGCAGUAUUGCUGCCUUACGAGAAGCUUACACCUUCUGGUCUUCCUGGAGUUUAAGCAGCGGCUGGAAAGGCUAGUGUACCACCCACUGGGCCACCUGUCCAAAGCCCUGCUGGGGCCUCAGAAUCUGAUCAAGAAGCGUCUGGACAAACUGCUGGACUUUGAGCGGAUAGAAGAGAAGCUGGCUGAAAUGGGCAGCAUGACCUAUGAAGAGGAAGCCACUAGGCACACGUACCAGGCCCUGAACUCUCUGCUGGUGUCUGAGCUUCCUCGGUUUAACCAGGUGGCCACACAGUGGCUGGGCCAGAUCUUGCACACCCUUAUGGCCCUGCAGAGGGAUCUAGCCCAGCAAGUGUUGCAGAGGGCGGAAGGAGAGCUAGCCCAGUUGCCCCACAGCCAUGUUUCUGAAUCUGACUUCAGGAAGCUGGUGGAAGACACAUUGGGCAAGACCAGUGCCCAGCUUCACUCCUUCCGCCAGAGCUUUGAGAAGGUGUUGCCAGUUCCAAUAACACAACCACUCCAACCUGCUGCAGAAAGACAGGUACAGGCCCUUCUGAGCAAGUAUGGCCCUAGCAAGCUCUACCAGGUGACAAGCAACAUCAGUGGGAGUGGAAAUCUGGCUCUGACCCUUCAGAGAGGACAGAUUGUGGCUCUCCUUCAGGACAGGGAUACCAAAGGCAAUACUAGUCGUUGGCUGGUGGAUACUGGAGGCUAUCGAGGGUAUGUGCCAGCUGGAAAACUAGAGCCGUAUCAGGUGGUCCCACCUGAGGAGCCCAGCAUGCAGGCGGGGUCAGGCGACAGUUUCAGGUUCCCUCCAGCAGAGGCUCCCAGGGCAUCGGCCCGUACUGUCACACCUGUUUUUCAGGUGGUGGCUGCCUACCCAUUUGCAGCCAGGAGCAGCCAUGAAGUGAGCCUGCAGGCGGGGCAGCCGGUAACAGUCCUGGAGAGGCAGGACAAGAAGGGGAACCCAGAAUGGAGCCUCGUGGAAGUGAAUGGACAGAGGGGUUAUGUGCCCUCCAACUUCCUGGUCCACAUUCCAAGCCCUGCACCGUGGGGCUGGAGUUUGCCUCCUUGCAACAGCCCCCCAUCACACAUGUAAUAGCAAUGGCAGGAGGGAGGCUAUGAAGGAUUCUCAGUCAGACAGUGUGGCUUGGUGGCGGUAAGAAGGGUCUCAGAGCAGAACACAGAGCUGGAUGGGUAUGAGACAAGGCAGUUAGAAAAUAAAACAAACCUACUAGA
Phascolarctos cinereus (koala) is the source of this 2512-nucleotide messenger RNA. It is a transcript of the gene ARHGEF37, whose product is annotated as Rho guanine nucleotide exchange factor 37. NCBI's taxonomy places the organism in Eukaryota, Metazoa, Chordata, Mammalia, Diprotodontia, Phascolarctidae. Gene Ontology annotation, cellular component: cytoplasm. Gene Ontology annotation, molecular function: guanyl-nucleotide exchange factor activity; protein binding. The record is from RefSeq and is a predicted model, not a curated record.